Molecule: messenger RNA, 1245 nt
Organism: Penicillium cataractarum
Lineage: Eukaryota; Fungi; Ascomycota; Eurotiomycetes; Eurotiales; Aspergillaceae
Product: 4-hydroxyphenylpyruvate dioxygenase family protein
Exons: 3
Coding region: 1-1245 (414 amino acids)
Biological process (GO): L-tyrosine catabolic process
Molecular function (GO): 4-hydroxyphenylpyruvate dioxygenase activity
Source: RefSeq, a predicted model, not a curated record
AUGACCAUCCCCGCCGCAGACGAAACUAUCUUCCCAACAAACCUGGGCCCCGAGUAUGUCGGCUUCGACCAUAUCCUCUGGUACGUCGGCAAUGCCAAGCAAGCCGCCUCAUACUAUAUCACCCGCAUGGGCUUCAGAGCCAUCGCCUACCGAGGUCCAGAAACGGGUUCACCCUACCUGGCCAGCUACGUGAUCGCCAACGGUGACGCGGUCUUCGUUCUCACGGGACCAGUCUGCGGACCCUCUCGAACCGAAUCCGAGACGGAGAGCAACAAUGCUUUACAACGGGCGACGGACGAGGACCGGGCGGUGCUAGCCGCGAUCCACGAGCAUCUCACAACACACGGAGACGGAGUCAAGGACGUCGCGUUCCGGGUAACCGGUGACGUGGGCGCGGUGUGGAAACGCGCCGUUGAUAACGGGGCUGCCGCCGUGGCGGAGCCGAAGAGUGUAAAGGCGGACUCUGAAGGGGAUGGAUACAUUACGAGAGCGACGGUGGGGACGUAUGGGGAUACCGUGCACUCGCUGGUGAAUCGGGAGCAUUACAAGGACAGUGCGCCGUUUUUGCCGGGGUAUCGGGUCAUUGAUGAGGAGGAAGAUCCUAUUAAUAAGGUCCUGCCAUCAGUCCGGUUUCUGGAGAUUGAUCACUGUGUGGGGAAUCAGACGUGGGGUGGAGUGGAUCGGGUUGUGAAAUUCUACGAGGAAUGUCUGGAUUUCCACCGCUACUGGACGGUCGAUGACAAGGAUAUGUGCAGCGAUUACUCUGCCAUGCGUUCUAUCGUGGUAGCAUCGCCAAAUGAGGCGAUCAAAAUGCCCAUGAACGAACCUGCCACGGGCAAAAAGAAGUCUCAAAUUGAGGAAUUCGUCGACUACUACCACGGCGCAGGUGUCCAGCACAUCGCCUUCCGCUCAGAAGACAUCGUCUCCGCGGUCACAAACCUCCAAGCCCGGGGCGUCCAAUUCCUCAAAGUCCCCAGUACAUACUAUGCCGACCUCCGCCGGCGUCUCUCCCACGUCUCCUGGACUCUAAGCGCGGACGUCGACGUUCUAGAGAGACUAAACAUCCUGGUCGACUUUGACGAGCGUGGAUAUCUACUGCAGAUCUUUGCCAAGCACGUCGGAGAUCGACCAACAGUGUUUGUGGAGGUGAUUCAACGACAUGGAUUUGAUGGGUUUGGAGCGGGUAAUUUCAAGAGUCUGUUUGAGGCUUUUGAGAGGGAGCAGGCUUUGAGGGGGAAUCUGUGA